This is a messenger RNA of Ctenocephalides felis (cat flea), 759 nucleotides long. RefSeq lists its product as uncharacterized. The transcript has 6 exons. NCBI's taxonomy places the organism in Eukaryota, Metazoa, Arthropoda, Insecta, Siphonaptera, Pulicidae. The coding region runs from base 1 to 759 and encodes 252 amino acids. The record is from RefSeq and is a predicted model, not a curated record.
AUGACUAUAGACAUACCGUUGAACCCCGAUAAGACGAUUUUCAGGGACCUGAUCAUAAAAGUGAAAGCGUAUUAUGAGGCUUACUACAUAACACAAUGUUCAAGAACAGACCCUGCAAUUAACACCUGUCUUCAAAAAACUGGGAAUCGACUAGCCAGGUUACUUAAAAAUGGAGUACCAGAAUUAGGAAUAGAAGAGGUGGAACCAGUAGUAGUAGAUGAAAUUGGAAUAUCUUUGGGAGCUGGACCAGAUGGAUACAGAGCAGUUUUUAAAGAUAUUCAAGCCUUUGGUGUGAGCAAUCUAACAGUCACAGGUGUCAGGUCGGACGUGGAAUCGUUACAAUUCCAGCUUACCCUAGAAAUCCCCAAGAUAUCGGUCCAGGCUCAAUACCGUUCUUCCGGCGUCCUGAUACUUGUUAGAGCAUCCGGAGCAGGAGAUUAUUGGGGCGAAUAUGAGGGUGUCAAGACGAAAGUUUAUUUCAGAGCCGCGCCGCUGCGCGUUUCUGAUGACGGCAACACUAUUCUUAAGGUCGAGCAAGUCAAGAUGGAUUUCAGCGUGAGAGAUAUUAAAAUGGGUGUUGACAACGUGGCCAACGGGAACACGAUAUUACAAGCCGCUUUGAACCUGUUCAUCAACAGUAACGCACAAGAACUUCUUAGGGAAAUGAAACCAGCUCUGAGGACGAAAUUGGCGGCUUUGAUGGCAUCAUUUAUGAACCGAUUGUUCGAAAAGGUGCCACUGGAGCAUUGGCUUGACUGA